Messenger RNA from Colletotrichum karsti, 1527 nucleotides. Its product is annotated as sporulation protein rmd1. NCBI's taxonomy places the organism in Eukaryota, Fungi, Ascomycota, Sordariomycetes, Glomerellales, Glomerellaceae. The record is from RefSeq and is a predicted model, not a curated record. The coding region runs from base 1 to 1527 and encodes 508 amino acids. The transcript has 3 exons.
AUGGAUCAGACAACAACAACACCCGGCUCGGCCUCGGCCACCGAGAACACGCCACUCCUCCCGACGACAGAGAACCGCCCAAAGUCGUCGCGCACCGUCACCUUCAACCCGAACCCCGUGUCCAAGACGAUAGAGCCCGAGCCGGACUUCCCGCGCCCGCGAACGAGCCAGAACGCCCUCUCGACCAGCCUCGGCGGCCAGAGCUCCGCCAUCGCCUCCAUCAACAGCAAGCUGCGCCGCCGCAACAGCCAUGGCGCCGUCCCGAGCAUGCCCGCGCAGCUGGUGCCCAAGAUCGGCCCCCAGCGGAGCACCAAGAACGCGCAGAAGCUCAAGCUGCUGCCCGCCCCCGAGCUGGAGGACAGCCCCGACGAGGAGAGCGGGAGGGACGUGUACUCGCAGUACACGCGUAUCAAGGACCCCACGGCACGGAGGGACGCCGCGCGGCUGGGCAAGGCGGACCGCGACAGGCUGCCCAGGGUGACGGCGUACUGCACGGCGAACAAGUACCAGAUGGAGGGCCUGAUGCGGUUCCUCAAGGGGCGGGGGAAGACGAGGGGCGCCAACCCCAAGCUGAUUGACGAGUGCAUCUACUCGGCGUACGACUACACCAAGACGGUCGAGAACAGACACGACCGCAGGGUGGGCGCGCAGCCGGACCCCGUGCAGGCGUACGAGAGGCGGCACUCGACGGGCGACGUCUCGGACAACGGCUUCAGCCGGGACAACCUGAUAGACCUGCACUCGGAGGGCAGGCAGGACUCCGGGUUCGCCGACGGCUUCGACGGCGGCCACGAGAACGCCCUCGUCGAGACGAACCCCGACUUCGACACCCAGGUCCACACGCCCGAGGUCUUCCUCUUCGACUACGGCGUCGUCGUGAUAUGGGGCAUGUCGCUGGCCCAGGAGCAGCGGUUCCUGAAGGAGAUUGCCAAGUUCGAGACGGAGAAGCUGGCGCCGGACGACGUCGAGACGGAGCACUUCAACUUUUACUACACGCGGGAGUACCAGGCCCGCAUAUACAACGACUUCAUCACGUUGCGGGACAAGCGGAACUACAUGACCAAGCUGGCCAUCUCCCACGCAUUAGCACAGAGUGUCAAGACGUCCCUCUUCGAGGAGUUGAUAGCUUCGACAGUCGACACAUGUAAAGAUAUCCCCACACAAAUCGCUCUCACCGGCAAGAUCGCCCUGAGCCGGACCCAAAUCAACAUGCAGAUUGGCGAGCUCUUCAUUCUGCGUAUCAACAUCCACCUCAACGGCUCGGUGCUCGACACACCCGAGCUCUUUUGGGUCGAGCCGCAGCUGGAGCCGGUGUACCAGGCCGUCCGCAGCUACCUGGAGAUGGACCAGCGCGUUGGUCUCUUGACGGAGCGGCUCGACGUCAUCGCGGACCUGCUGGCCGUCCUCAAAGACCAGCUCAGCCACGGACACGGAGAGAAGCUCGAAUGGAUUGUAAUUGUACUCAUCGCGGCGGAGAUCGUCGUCGCAGCCAUCAACAUCGUGGUCGACUUGUACGCAUCGGAUUAG